UAAAAUAUGUAAAACUCUCACCUCAUCCCCAGUGGCCUAUUGGAGACACAAAACCGGACUCUCUCUAUCAACGAUCCAAACCCUAAAAAAUACUUUCUUUUUUUUCGCUAUCCGAUGCUCUGAUCCGAUAUGUUUCGCGCGGUGGAUCUGAUUCUCGAGAUCCUCUGCAGUUAAUUCUGUUUGAAGUUAGGCAAGCAUAUUAAAUGGAUGAUGAUUGAACAGAUGGAUAAAAUGUCCACUCCAACAUCUAGGGAGCAUGCCCAACGUCUUUAUGAGAAGAAUGUGGAAUUGGAAAAAAGGCGUCGAAGGUCGGCCCAGGCACGCAUCCCAUCAGAUCCGAAUGCUUGGCAACAGAUGCGUGAGAAUUAUGAAGCAAUAAUUCUUGAGGAUCAUGUUUUCUCUGAGCAGCACAGCAUUGAAUAUGCUCUUUGGCAGUUACACUACAGGAGAAUUGAGGAAUUGAGACAACACUUUAGUGCUACUUUAGCAACUGCAGGCUCAAACACAUCUCAGGGUGUGAAAGGCCCUGCUCGACCUGAUCGAAUUGCAAAAAUAAGAAUGCAAUUCAAAGCUUUCCUUUCAGAAGCAACUGGGUUUUACCACGAUCUUAUUUUGAAAAUCCGAGCUAAGUAUGGCCUUCCUCUGGGUUAUUUCUCUGAGGAUUCAGACAACCGAAUUGUUAUGGAGAAAGAUGGGAAGAAAUCUACUGAAAUGAGAAAUGGUCUGAUAUCUUGUCACCGUUGCUUGAUAUAUUUGGGUGACCUUGCACGUUAUAAAGGACUAUAUGGGGAGGGUGACUCUAAAAGUCGGGAGUAUGCUGCAGCUUCAAGUUACUAUUUGCAAGCUUCAUCUCUGUGGCCAUCAAGUGGGAAUCCCCAUCAUCAGCUUGCUAUAUUGGCUUCCUAUUCGGGGGACGAGCUAUUGACAGUUUAUCGAUAUUUUCGGAGUCUGGCAGUGGAUAGUCCCUUCUCAACAGCAAGGGAUAACUUGAUUGUUGCAUUUGAGAAGAAUCGUCAGACUUACUCUCAACUGUCCGAGGAUGUCAAAGCUUCUGUGAUCAAGGAAUCUCCUGUGCGGUUGACUGGCAAGGGAAAAGGGAAAGGGGAUGUGAAACUUGCAUCAAAAGAUACAAACACAGAAGGCAGCCAAGUAAAGGACGGAGCAUCCACUGGGCCCGAGACUUAUAAAUCCUUUUGUGUUCGGUUUGUUCGUCUAAAUGGAAUUCUUUUCACACGCACAAGCCUGGAGACAUUUGCAGAAGUUCUGUCUUUGGUUAGCAGUGGUUUAUGUGAACUUCUGACUUCUGGGCCACAAGAAGAGCUGAAUUUUGGUGCUGAUGCUCUUGAGAAUGGACUUCUCAUUGUUAGACUUAUCUCCAUUCUUAUAUUCACAGUUCAUAAUGUAAGAAGGGAGGCUGAAGGUCAAUCAUAUUCGGAAAUUGUACAGCGUGCUGUUCUACUUCAGAAUGCAUUUACUGCUGUUUUUGAGUUGAUGGGACACAUUCUAGAGAGAUGUGUGCAGCUGCAUGAUCCUUCUUCAAGUUACCUCUUACCUGGCAUUCUGGUAUUUGUAGAAUGGCUGGCUUGUUGUCCAGAUGUUGCAACAGGCAGUGAUGCAGAUGAAAAACAGGAAACUGUUAGAUCAAGAUUUUGGAACAAUUGCAUAUCUUUCUUGAAUAAGCUCUUGUCAAAUAAGGCGAUGUCCAUUGAUGAUGAUGAAGAUGAGACCUGCUUUAAUAACGCAAGCAGGUAUGAAGAAGAGGAAACUGAAAAUCGGCUUGCUUUGUGGGAGGACUUGGAGUUAAGAGGAUUCUUGCCACUACUUCCUGCACAAACAAUUUUGGAUUUUUCGAGGAAGCAUUCCUUUGGAGUUGAUGGCAAUAAGGAAAAAGUAGCCCGUGUUAGAAGGAUCCUAGCUGCAGGGAAGCAUCUUGCAAAUGUGGUUAGAGUUGAUCAAGAACCAAUGCGUUUUGAUUCGAAGGUCAAGAAAUUUAUUAUCGGUGUUGAGCCUCAAACCACAAAUGGUUGCAUGUUUACUACCACCUAUGGGGCCAUGCCUCCUACAAAUAGUAUGAUGUAUGAAAAGAAGUUGGAGAAAACAAAGAAUCUGGGCAUUCCGCAGCAAAAUCCUGAAUUAGAAGGGGAAGAGGAGGAUGAGGUAAUAGUUUUUAAGCCCACAGUGGCUGAGAGGCGGUCCGAUGCGAUUGGUCUGGAAUGGGCCCCGUAUGAGGGCCUGGAUCCUGGUCUAAAUGUUUCUACAAAUGAUAUGAAGUUUCUUGGCAGUUCUGUUUCAGCCCCUCUAGGGAAUCUUCGGCAGCAGAUUGGUCUUGAUUCGGGUUUACAAGUUCCUCUAUCUGUUGCUAAUAUGGUCCCCCAGCAUCCUCAACCAAUUCAAUCUUAUGCUUCAAAGUGGUCAGUGGAAGAGGAAUCUGUUCUUUCUAACGGCUUGAAAGGUCUAAGAUUUCCGGAGGAUGGACAUCUAAUGAAAUCUGAGCACCAGGACAAUGGCAUAUUCACUCCUGUCAAUUCAGCUUCCAUCCAGCAAGCUGUCAGUGCCAAUAAUGGCAGUAUGUCUUACAGUCAUACAAAAGCUCCAGAACCCUUCAUAUCUAAGAUUGAUGCUUUUCCGUUGUCUGGGGUGAUGUCAGACAAUUUGGCUGUGAAAACAUCAUCAGCUUCAGUUGCUGGUACAAGAAGAAGUCCAGUUGGUCGGCCUAUUAGGCACCUUGGGCCCCCACCUGGUUUUAACCCUGUUCGCCCUAAACAAGUGAAUGAACUUGUUUCUGGGUCCGAUUUGGUGAGUGAGCUACCAGUAAUGGAUGAUUAUAGCUGGUUGGAUGGGUAUCAGUUGCCAUCAUCAAGGAAAGGCUCUGGGACAAAUAGUUCCAUCAAUUACCCAUCUUAUUCUAAUGCCCAGCACAUCAAUAUCAGCAAUGGCUCGAGUGGGACUGUCAACUUUCCAUUUCCUGGAAAACAACUUCCAAUUAUGCCAUUCUCAGUGGAAAACCAAAAGGGCUGGCAAGAAUACCAGACCCUUGAACAGCUAAAUCUGCACCAUGAACAGCAGUUGCAGCAACAGCUUAACCCCAUCAAUGGAAAUCAGCAAUUUACUCGGCUGCCUGAGCAAUAUCAAGGACAGUCCAUCUGGACAGGUCGUUACUUCGUGUGAUGUCAGUGCGAGAGUAUAGGUGGCCCUUGGGAACAAUUCUGGUGAAUGUACUGCAUCCUUUUGCUACCGAAUUUAGACUCCAACUUUGUAGCCUUGUCAAUGUUGAAUUAGUGUUGGAGCAUGGGAGGCGAUGGCUUUCUUGCAGGCACUUGCUACUACUUGGAUUUCGUCGAGCUUUAAAGCCUGGUGGAAGAGAAAUAUGGAUUCGAAGUUCAUAAGCAGUAGAUGCCUUGUCUGGUUACUUGGGAUGGAUAGAAAUAAGAUCAUCUGUUGUUUUGGGUCUCGUGCCUCGGACAAUUGGUGUAAU
Molecule: messenger RNA, 3475 nt
Organism: Juglans microcarpa x Juglans regia
Lineage: Eukaryota; Viridiplantae; Streptophyta; Magnoliopsida; Fagales; Juglandaceae
Product: protein SMG7-like
Exons: 8
Coding region: 208-3168 (986 amino acids)
Biological process (GO): nuclear-transcribed mRNA catabolic process, nonsense-mediated decay
Cellular component (GO): telomerase holoenzyme complex
Molecular function (GO): telomerase RNA binding; telomeric repeat DNA binding; protein binding
Source: RefSeq, a predicted model, not a curated record